GAGGCUGAAGAAUAGUGGCCCAAACGAAGAGUGGGACAAACGAGACAGAUUUGACAGGCUGCACCAUGAGUCAGGGUAAAGACAAUGCUCGACUCAAGAGCUAUAAAAACAAGUCUCUCAACACAGAAGAAAUGAGGAGGAGGAGGGAGGAGGAAGGUCUGCAGCUACGCAAACAGAAGAAAGACGAACAGCUGUUCAAGAGGAGAAAUGUGGCCACCGUUGAGGAGGACAGCGCCCUGGAGGAUGAUGGGAUGUCAGACAGCGGGUACCUGGAAUCUCAGGUCAACAACAUGGAGCAAAUCACGGGAGGUGUUAUCUCAGAGGACAUGACCCAGAUGAUCUUCUCUAGUUCUCCGGAGCAGCAGCUGAUGGGAACACAGCGCUUCAGAAAGCUCCUGUCUAAAGAGCCAAAUCCCCCCAUUGAUGAGGUCAUCGCCACUCCUGGUGUGGUGGAACGAUUUGUCGAGUUCCUGAAGAGGAGGGAGAACUGUACACUACAGUUUGAGGCAGCAUGGGUAUUGACCAACAUCGCCUCAGGCACUUCUCAUCAAACACGCGUCGUCAUCCAGGCUGGCGCGGUGCCAAUCUUCAUAGAAAUGCUCAGCUCAGACUUUGAGGACGUCCAGGAACAGGCCGUGUGGGCUUUAGGAAACAUCGCGGGGGACAGCACAGAGUGUCGAGACUAUGUAUUGGACUGUAACAUCCUGCCCUCUCUAGUUCAGUUACUGGCUAAACAGAACCGCCUGACGAUGAUGAGGAACGCGGUCUGGGCUUUGUCCAACCUGUGCAGAGGCAAAAACCCUCCCCCAGACUUCUCCAAGGUGUCACCAUGUCUCAGCGUUCUCUCCUGGCUGCUGUUUGUAAACGACACGGACAUCCUGGCAGACGCGUGUUGGGCUCUGUCCUACCUGUCUGACGGCCCGAACGACAAGAUCCAGGCCGUCAUUGACUCAGGCGUGUGCCGCAGACUGGUCGAGCUGCUUCUGCACUCAGAUUAUAAGGUAGUGUCACCAGCACUCAGAGCCGUAGGGAACAUAGUCACGGGAGAUGACCUCCAGACACAGGUGAUCCUGAACUGUUCAGCAUUGCAGAGUCUCCUGCACCUCCUCAGUAGUCCUAAAGAGUCGAUCAAGAAAGAGGCGUGCUGGACCAUCUCUAACAUCACCGCUGGUAACCGCGCACAGAUACAGAUGGUAAUAGAUGCUGGAUUGCUCCCUCCCCUCAUCCACAUUCUGCAGGUGGCGGAGUUUCGGACGAGGAAGGAGGCGGCGUGGGCUAUUACCAACGCCACCUCUGGAGGCUCUGCGGAGCAGAUCAGACACCUGGUGGAUCUGGGCUGCAUUAAGCCGCUGUGUGACCUCUUGACCCUGAUGGACUCUAAGAUCGUGCAGGUGGCCCUGAACGGACUGGAGAACAUUCUCAGACUGGGAGAACUGGAGGCCAAAAGAGGAGGAGGCAUCAACCCGUACUGCGCACUCAUUGAGGAGGCUUACGGUCUGGACAAGCUGGAGUUCCUGCAGGGUCACGAGAACCAGGAGAUCUAUCAGAAGGCGUACGACCUGAUCGAGCGUUACUUCAGCCCUGAUGACGAAGACCCGACCCUGGCCCCCGCCGUCGACCUGCAGCAGCAACAGUUCCUCUUCCAGCAGUGUGAGGCCCCGAUGGAAGGUUUCCAACUGUAACGCCUCCACUCCGCUCAGCUGUCCCUCCCUGUCCACACACCCAGCCCCAGAGAGCGAGCGAGCGAGAGAGAGAGAGAGAGUGUGUACGUAUGAUGUAAUACACCACCAUGAUUCUGAAGUGAUGCAAUGCAGGACCCCACGCUGCCUGCCAGUCAGUCAGUCGAAAAAUGACGGACUCCCUUCCAUCUCCCGCCCCCUCCCUCUCCCCUCAACCUGCCUGCUCCGCACUGCUGUUGGUUUAACGUCAGACACCUGCAGAGCAGACCCAGAGUGGCUGGAAUCCAGAGCACUCCCUACAGAUCCUGCUGUACUACUUCACCUACAAAAUCACCAAAUCAUCUGCCCCCACCCCCGCCCGCCCCCUAGGCCCGGUGAACCUCCCACACCAUAACCAGUCCUGUCCGUAUGCAGUAUUCCGCCGUUCCUCCUGACAAAGUUCAAGACAUCAAGACGUCCCACCGUAACCUGCUCCACCCUUCACUGACGGACCCUUCACUCGUACACCAGAAAGGAGCAUUAAAAGGCCCCCCCCCCUUCCCGGGACCUUGGAAAGUGUUGCCCCCCACCUAUGAGCGAGCGAGCGAGCGAGCGAGUGAACGGGUAGAAGUAGGAGGUCUCUGCUUAUGUGACUCACCUGCUUCAGUGACAUUCGUGAAGAAUGACUCUGACGUUUUUUUUUUUGGUUUGGUUUUUUUUUUUUUUUCUCUCUCUGGCGCCGAAAACCGUCGGGUUCAAAGCGUCUGGACUGACCGUGUGACCGUCUGAGCGUGUUCAGAGACGACCAACCCCUCCUUCCUCUGUCUUUUUGAAAAAAACAAAAAACAAAACAAGGCAUGACAUGGCCAGUCAACGCCACCCCCCCAAACCCAAACCUGAGGACUGAAUAGACUUCUUCUGAAGGCGACGCACUUUUACCCACAGACAAAAACGGCUGUUUUUCCCCUUUCCUCCGACAGGACGACUUGGAAAAGGAAAAAGGAAAAAGAAAAACAGCUUUUGUUAGGACAGUGAUGCUGAGGGGGUCCAAGACUGUUUGUUUGUAAGUGACUGACGGUAACAGUUGGCCAACCUCUGGUUUCGAUAUCAUGCAUUCCUCUGCCAUAACUGUGCAGGCUCCAAACGUGUUUCUUUUAUCUCCAUGGAGACGACACAAUUGCACCUUCGGAAUUCUGGGAUUUGGAGUCUUCCUUCGCACUGAAACUAUUGGACAGAUGCAGACAG
Molecule: messenger RNA, 2903 nt
Organism: Chanos chanos (milkfish)
Lineage: Eukaryota; Metazoa; Chordata; Actinopteri; Gonorynchiformes; Chanidae
Gene: kpna1
Product: karyopherin alpha 1 (importin alpha 5)
Exons: 14
Coding region: 66-1682 (538 amino acids)
Biological process (GO): protein import into nucleus
Cellular component (GO): cytoplasm
Molecular function (GO): protein binding; nuclear import signal receptor activity
Source: RefSeq, a predicted model, not a curated record